AUGGCCGGCCUCAACGCUCUCUUCCGGCCCGUGCCGCUCUUCGGCGCCGCCGCACUCCUCCGUAUCGGCAUGCUCUUUUAUGGGCUUUGGCAAGACGCUAACUCAGCAAUGAAAUACACCGAUAUCGACUACUUGGUUUUCACCGACGCUGCUCGCUUUACUGCACGAGGGCGCUCACCUUACGACCGUGAGACCUAUCGUUAUACCCCACUGCUUGCGUGGAUGCUUAUUCCUACCGCCUGGGAGGGAUGGUUCUCUUUUGGAAAGGUUGUUUUUGCUGUGGCAGACUUGUUGGCCGGAUGGCUCAUCGUGCAGAUCUUGAGGGGUCGUGGUGUGGAUCAAGAGAGGGCGUUGAAGUUCGCUAGCAUCUGGCUGUUGAACCCCAUGGUCGCUACGAUUAGCACCCGCGGUAGCUCUGAGGGGCUGCUUGGGGUUCUGGUCAUGGCCCUUCUCUGGGCGGUUUUGAAGAAGAAGACAAUCCUGGCUGGUCUGAUUCUCGGUUUCGGAGUCCACUUCAAGAUUUACCCGUUCAUUUAUGCUCCAGCAAUCGUUUGGUGGAUGGACGAUGAGGCACUCGGACGUAAAGGGGCAGCUGGUAACAAGACUUUGGCGCAGACCGUUGCCAGCUUCUUGAGUCCUGAAAGGAUAAAGCUGGCCGUCGUCAGUCUGUCAACCUUCAUGGGACUUAACCUUGCCAUGUUCUCGAUCUACGGCACCCCGUUCUUGGUGCACACUUACUUCCACCACGUCACUAGGAUUGACCACCGGCAUAACUUCAGCCCAUAUAACAUCCUUUUGUAUCUGACUUCGGCCUUUCCAUCGGCAUCCACCAUCAAAAUCGAGUCAUUCGCGUUUCUUCCCCAGAUUCUGCUAUCGACCGUCCUUAUCCCUUUCGUUCUGGCGAAGAAGGACCUUGCAACGUCGAUGAUGGCGCAAACAUUCGCCUUUGUGACGUUCAACAAGGUUUGCACGAGCCAGAACGGGAAGCUGGGGAUUGUCGCUCUGGCUUCAUGGGUUAUAUUUCAAGCUGCAUGGCUACAGCAGGGUUUCCAGCUUGAGUUCCUGGGAUACAGUACUUUCUUCCCAGGUCUCUUCGCACGUACAAGCCCCGUCCUGAUCUACCGUGAACUGGGACGUUGGUGCCUGGAAAGUGGCCACGUGACUAGGCGUCACUUUCCCGCAAUUCUACGGACGCGCACACGACCUUUGCAGCUGUUCUCCACAACCUCACUUCAGUCGCAUCACUCCAACGCUCGCUCCGCGCCACCGCGGUCACCCAUUGCGCAACGAUCUGCAGACCUCCCGUCGUGGAUCAUAGGCGUCGUCGCAAUGUGGCUCUUAGAAAACGACGCGAAUGUUCUCGCUGGUCGUCGACUAUGGCUACGACCCGGAAAACUGUAUCUCUUCGGCAGAACAGCAUCGGAGCCCGGACAACUCGCCAUCUCUCACAAGACCAUUUCGCGCAAGCAUUUGACGAUACAGGUCGACAAGGUUCCGAACGGUGACAGCGAAUAUUUGUCCAACAGGUCGACAGUGACGAUUGAAGACUUAAAUACGAAGACUGGCACGACUGUGGACGGACACAAAUACAAGGGCGAGAAGCAUGUGCUCACUCAGCCUACGGCCGAGAUUAAGAUGGGCGGCUGUCCAGACCUGUUUCGUCUGACAUGGCAACCCGUGGUGUUGACCUUCAGCUUCUCGAGCCGCGAACUCCAAGCCAACCCCUUCUCACGACUGCGCACCGAUCUCGAACAGCUUGAUAUCAAGUUGACUGCCGAACACAGCAUUCAGCAUACAACACAUGUUGUAGUAAAGAAACGGAAUACAUCAAAGGGACUCCAGGCUCUUAUCAACGGAAAGUACAUUGUCACCGAUUCAUAUGUCGAUGCAAUAGUGGAAGCUGCCGCAGGAGAUCCGACAGAGACGUCCGCACUUGAAGAAGACUUCGAUGGGUGUUGGCCCGACCCGCUGAAACAUCUGCCUCCCCGCGGCGGUGAACCUGUAGAACGUCCAGCAUCUGCGUACGCACCGGAUGAGGGCCGUCAGGACAUUUUCGAGGGAUACACAUUCGUUUUCUACGACCAGGGACAAUUCGAUAACUUACUUGCGCCAAUCACAAAUGGCAAGGGCAAAGCGUUGUAUACGAAAGUCGACCCUAACUCGACUACUGUCGACGAUUUUAUACUUUACGUCAAGACGGAGGCAGGUGAAAAAGGGCUCGGAUCUUUCGAAGACGGCAGUGAGGGAAGAGGCGUGGUUGUUGUGCGCUAUACCCCGAACAAGGGUGAUGCAGUGGACUGGUAUGCCGACUUCUUCACCCAGGUCUCGCUGCGCUUGGAUCACCGACCCAUCGAGCAAAACGAGUUCCUUGAAGCUAUUCUCAUUAAAGAUGCGAGCAUUUUGCGCCGGCCCCUUGAGGUUGAUCCCACCCAAGGACCUACAAGCACUUUGGCCCAACCGCCGGCAAGUAGCGACUCUAAUUCAAUGGAUGUCGACCAGCCGGCAACUUCCCAACACACACCGCAGGAGGUUGCAGCGUCUGGCCCUUCAUUUAGAACCACCCGCGUGCGGAGAGCAGCAACCAGGCGUUUUGCAGGUUUUGAUGCCGAUGACGACGACGAGGAUAACAUGACACCUGCUGUGACGGAAAGUGUCCCUGUCAGUAUAGAACCAGAGGAGGGUCUAUUCGUUUCACAGGAAGUACCAGCAGCGAAUGGGAUCGUUGAGUCAUCACAGGACACGACGACAAGAAGGUCACAGAGGAAGCGGCCUGCAGCUCAGGAAGACAGCAUCAUGGAUGACAUUAUCCCGACGGCGGCUGCGGCGAAGCGGCGGCGAAUUGCAGCGGGAGAGGACCCUGUCCCGCACCAAAAAGAACCUGAUCCUCCCAAAGCCGCUGAACCAAAGCCUGCGGCAAAGCCCAAAAAGGUGAAAAAGGAGAUUGACGUUUUAGAGGUCGCCCGUCAACGGCGGGAAGAGAUGGAGGCCCGCGCGCUGGCCGAAAAGGAGGAUCUCGCCAACCUGCCCGCCGACGUUGACCUUGAACAAAUCCGUCGGUUACAUAUUGUUGAAGAGAUGCCACUCCGCCAACCGUCAGCCAACCGAAGCCAGGAUCAUGACACUGAAAACGGUAGGUGGGAUCCUCGCUGGAACGGUCGCAAGAACUUCAAGCGUUUUAGACCGCGAGGCGAACUUACUGGUCGCCCGCCGCAGAAAGUGAUCGUAUCCCUGACGGAGGUCAAGAAGAAGGAGUUUGGUAUCGGCGAUGACUACUGGCUCGAGGAUGACAGUCAGCGCAAGAAGAAGGGCAACGAGAGUCAGAAGAGCGGGACCAACAAUAGCGAGCCCGCUGCUCCACCCCCAUCGGCUCCCCGGCAGCGGCCAGUUGUUCUCAGCGACGACAGUGAUGAGGAGUCAGGAAUUCCGCAGACUGAGCCCGAGCCCCAAUCUGCACCGACUCCGGCGCAGCGGACGAGGAAUACGCGCGCAGCAACGACGCAAUCACAGAUUACAAGCCAGAGCCAGUCGCAGAGAACGACGCGGGGGAAGAGGGCGGCACCGGCACCUGCCAAAGAGCCACCUGCGAAGAAGCCUCGUGCCACCAGGAAAGCCAUCGAAGUUGCGGAUAGUGACGACAGCGACGAUGAGCUUAAAUUCAAGUUUGGCCGGAGGCGCUGA
Molecule: messenger RNA, 3678 nt
Organism: Colletotrichum truncatum
Lineage: Eukaryota; Fungi; Ascomycota; Sordariomycetes; Glomerellales; Glomerellaceae
Source: RefSeq, a predicted model, not a curated record